ACUUGAAGCAUGUUCAUACAUUCACUCUGCUCUCAAACAUAUACCAGCCCAACUCUCAAGAACCACCGGCACCCGUUGUUACUUCGCUCACUGGACUUACGCUCACUUAAAACGCUAUCACCUGUGAAAGUUCCACUAAUAAGCUUAUCUAACGAAAGGCUUUGCAUCUGUUUGUGUAAGAAAGCAAUGAAAAAUAUCACCCCCCUUUCGCUCUGGAUUUUCCAACUUUGUGUAAUUGCAGUAUUUGCGUCCGGGGACGUUGAGAACGCUCUUUUCGAAGAUGAGUUUAAAGUGAUUCACAGUGGUGAUGGAGCGCUGCAUGAUGGGAUAACAUACAACAUGAGGAAGAGCCCAGAUCUGGAUGUCGAUGGCUGCAUCUUACAGCCUGGCAAGAAGAGCAGUUUGCAAGAGUGUGGCUUCAACGUCACAGCAAAGACUAUCUUCCUCAUCCAUGGCUGGACGAUGAGCGGGAUGUUUGAGACUUGGUUGAGGAAGCUGGUGUCUGCUGUGAUGCAGCGAGAGCCGGAUGCCAACACAAUCAUUGUUGAUUGGCUGUCAAUGGCCCACCAGCUCUACCCGGAUGCCGUCAACCACACCCACCAAGUUGGCCUCAGCCUCGCCACCACCAUUAACUGGCUCCAGGAGGAGGAAAACCUGCCCUUGCCGAAUGUGCACCUGAUUGGCUACAGCUUAGGGGCCCAUGUAGCAGGCUAUGCUGGGACAUCCGUGCGAGGGACUGUUGGCAGGAUCACUGGACUGGAUCCAGCGGGGCCCAUGUUCGAGGGGGUGGAGGAUAAGAAGCGCCUGUCCUCGGACGAUGCCGAGUUUGUGGACGUCCUGCAUACGUACACGCGUGAAGCACUGGGCUUCAGCAUUGGCAUCCAGCAGCCCAUCGGAGACAUCGACAUCUACCCGAAUGGAGGAGACGUACAGCCGGGCUGCGCCCUGUCGGAUGUGCUGGGCAGUGUUGCUGGAGGAAACUUUGUUGACGUGAUGAAGUGUGAGCACGAGCGGGCCGUGCACCUGUUUGUGGACUCCCUAAGCAAGGAGCACACGAGCUUCGCGUACCAGUGCACGGACUCGGAUCGCUUCAAGAAGGGGAUCUGCCUGAGCUGCCGGAAAAACCGCUGCAACCAGAUGGGCUACAACGCCAAGAAGACGAGGAACCGGCGUAACAGCAAGAUGUACCUGAAGACUCGUGCCGACACGCCCUUCGGAGGCACCCAUUACCAGAUGAAGAUGCAUGUGUUCAACAGAAAGCAGGCUGACGAUGCUGACCCGACCUUCUACGUGAAACUGUAUGGCGCUCACAACGACACCCACGACCUGCAUGUGAACAUUCUGGACAAAGUUGGUCUGAACCUCACCAACACAUUCCUAGUCUUCACUGAGGAUGACAUCGGGGACCUGCUUAAGAUCCGUCUAAGCUGGGAGGGGGCAUCGGAUUCCCUGGGGUCCCUCUGGAAGAAUAUCAAGAAGAACUUCUGGGGCUGGAAUAGCAGCAGCAAGCCCAACAACCAGGUGCUACAGGUUCGCAGGAUCCGCGUCAAGUGUGGAGAAACGCAGAAGAAGUUCACAUUCUGUGCCCAGGAUCCGUCAGUCACUGAGCUCACUCCAGGGCAAAGUAUUACGUACGUCAAGUGUCGCGAUGGCUGGGAGGUGAAACCUAGAAAAAGAUUUCACAUAUAAGUAUUCGGUCUGUCAAUGGGUCAUCGCCAUUGGGACCAAUAGAAGGAAGCGAUGUCGUUGAGACGCCUUCUUUUCGUCGGAGCACUUUGAAGGAGAAGCGGUGAGCACACUGGGAGGGGCAUACGCAGGCCUGGUGCCUGUGAAGAUGCACCUGGAUUUCCAUUGGCUACUGGUGGUUACAUGACUCUGCCCACCUCCUGUUAGGUUGUGGGGAAACGGCACCCGCCGGCCUUUUGGUGUGGACCUUAUGGUGCUGUCUGUCGAGACUGUCUUAAGGAUUUGCUGAGCGUUUCAUCAUGCCGACUGAUGAGGGAUUGUAUCAACUCCGACUAGAAUACUAAUAGAUGUUAUCCAUCAGAUGUUCCGGCAACCUAAUGUGGUUACUGUUUUUCCUGUAUUAAUUUAUGAAGAAUGGAAGCACUGCCAGGCCAACCUUAUUUAUAGACCCUAAGUGCAAAACCCUGUACUGAAGCACAUUUGUAACAUUAUUGAAAUAAUUUUUCAUGUCAUCUGCAGUAUCUGUAUUUAUGUUUGUAGUUUUAUGCAUGUAAAUGUGUACACGAAUGAAUGGUUUGGUUUGAGCAAGAUGUUAAACACGCUAAUUGGAGGUGAAUGUACUUUUUGCACAUGAUCUUUUAGUGUGGAAGUGUGUGCUGUGUUGUAGUUCUUUUGUUCCAUUGUUGUUGGUUUGUGUAUAUACUGUAAAUGUUUUCUCAUUUUGUAUAAUAAAAUGUGGUUCUUUCUAAUGA
Esox lucius (northern pike) is the source of this 2438-nucleotide messenger RNA. RefSeq names its product lipase, endothelial (gene lipg). The record is from RefSeq and is a predicted model, not a curated record. Gene Ontology annotation, biological process: lipid metabolic process. Gene Ontology annotation, molecular function: lipoprotein lipase activity; protein binding. Bases 10 to 1689 code for a protein of 559 amino acids. NCBI's taxonomy places the organism in Eukaryota, Metazoa, Chordata, Actinopteri, Esociformes, Esocidae. The transcript has 10 exons.